AUGGCCACGGCAAUUCCACAAACACCAGCCAGGCCAGUACCUGGUGUAUGGCCUCAGACGCCUGCCACGAGACCUAUGAUCCCUGCUCCGUCGUUCCAAUCUCCAGGCACACCACUCUCCCGGCCGAACAUUACACCUCGCGACACCUCCGCAAGCCUCGUAACCACAAGAUCCGCUGAAACUCCAGCCCAGAGUCAGAGUUCAAUACGGCAACCUGAAUCUCUCGAGCCUCUCGAAAGAGCCGCACGAACGAUCAACGAAGCCUUUGCAAACGAAUCACGAUUCCCAGAGGUUGAGAACUAUUUGGCGCAGGGCUAUUCUGCCGAUUAUGAUAUUCAGGGCUCGACAACAUGGGCGCCAUUUCAAAAAGCCGGGGCAUACAAGAUCCCGGAUGAGAUCUUUGAGCAGUACAACAAUGCGCAGUUGUCCACAAGUAUGGGACUUUUUGCGGAAUUGAGAUACGCCUGGACGACUAUCGAUAAUGCACUGUACAUGUGGGAUUAUACAGCCCCGAAGCCUGAGUUGCUCGGAUUCGAGGGACAACCGCACAGUAUCCUCGCCGUCAAGCUGGUGAAACCCAGGGCAGGCGUUUUUCUCCCUCAUAUCACACAUGCCAUCGUUUUGGCCACGACGUCAGAGGUAUUGCUGCUCGGCUUAGGAACCGAUCCGAGCCCCGGCGCGUCUGCAGGCCUUUCGCUUUUCCAGACGGGGAUGUCAACUUCCACGAAGGGCUUGGAUAUCAGUGUCAUUGCCGGUUCGACAAAAACAGGAAGAAUAUUCUUCGGCGGUCGAUCAGAAAAUGAGCUGUAUGAGCUCUCAUACCAACAAGAGGAUGGAUGGUUUUCUAGCCGCUGUUCGAAAAUAUGCCACACUGCAGGCGUAGCAAAGUCGUUGACUUGGACCUGGGACUCUCUGCGAGGCGCUUCCAAAGAGUACGUGGAACAGAUUGUUGUAGACGACACGCGCGACAUGCUCUAUACUUUGUCAUCUUUGUCGAACAUCCGUGCAUUCCACAUGGAGUCGGAUGGUACGUUGCGAAAGGUCAUUGACAAACCGGCUGUGCAGAUCUAUGCCAACAUAGGUCACAUCAUCAGUCAGAACGAGACGCUCAAUCCUCGCGUUCCAAUUGUGGCAAUAUCAGCGAUUCCGGCCUCCGAAGCAUCGAGGUAUCACCUUGUCGCCACAACCGCCACUGGCUACCGGAUAUACCUUAGUGCGACCAGUUCUGGUUAUUAUCCAGCGUCCGGGUUGAGUGGGAAUAUCACGAUGCAAGCACAGCAUGUCAAAACCCCUCCUGUGACCUCGGCGCCAGGGUUAUCUCUGGCUUCUGUGAGCUCGGAUCCGUCUAGCAGCGCGCAUGUACCCAUCAAGACUUUGACCAUGACAAGACUUGCCGCGAGAUAUUCUCCUGGAUAUUUUUUCGCCUUUGUUGCCAGGGAUGCCAAUGCCCAGGUUGACCAGUUGUUCGUCUCCGCCCCCGAUGCCGGUCGGUUGAUUAGACCUGCUGAAGCCGGCCAGCCGAGCCGCUCUACUGAGACUGCGAUCUGGUUGUCUCUAGGCAGCCGUGCGGAAGACAUCGGAUUGGUGGUCCCGUACUCACCUCCGAUUGCUAACCCUGCCGGUUAUGGUAACGACUUGGCGGUUCAAUUUGACAAGCCUACCCCAGAAGUGGCUGUAUUGACGAACACGGGCGUUCACAUCAUUAAGAGACGACGGCUGGUCGACAUAUUUGCCGCAGUCAGCCGGCAAGGAGGUUCUGAAGGUUUCCAGAACGAGGUAAACAACUUGAUCAGAGCUUAUGGUAGAACCGAGACCCUGGCAACAGCUCUUGCUGUUGCUUGCGGCCAAGGCGUCGAAGUAACCAAGGACGCUUACUCUGCACGGGUUAAUGACCCGGAAGUACUGGAACUGGCGCGGAAGACCUUUAUUGAAUAUGGGGGCAAGCCUAGUAUCAAUCAGAAUUCGAUCACUGACAAAUCAGUACCUCUGAUUGAUGCUGUACGGCCUUCGCCUCGACAUGCAGCAACCGCCCUAUACCUCUCCCGAGUACUGCGAUCGACCUGGCGCAAUGUGAUUGCGGUUGAAGCCAUCACCCCCGUAGGGUAUCAGAUCAAUCCCGCCGUACCGUUGAAAAAGUUAAGAGAUGUGCAAGAGGCUUUGUCUUCACUGCAGAGGUUCUUCAAGACCAACAAAAGCUUCAUCAAAGGUCUUAGCGGCCCAGAUGAUUUGUCCACCGCCAGUACCAAGGACGAUGAAAUUGCGCUCAAGGGCGAGCACCGCGCCCUGCAUUCUUUGGUCAAAUUCACCUCCGACACAAUUGAAGGUCUUUCCUUCAUCCUGGUUCUCUUCGACGAGAAAGUUGCUGAACUCAUUCCACUCCUCCCAGAAUCCUCACGAGCAGGAAUUCUCAAAGUAACUUUUGAAGAACUCUUUACGACAAAGACCGGCUACGAUCUGGCAAAGGAAUUAGUCAAGGCCAUUGUUAAUCGCAAUAUUGCCAAAGGUUCCAAUGUGGAAACCAUAGCUGAAGCUUUGAGGAGAAAAUGUGGCAGCUUCUGUAGCGCAGAUGAUGUUGUGAUUUUCAAGGCUCAAGAGCAACUGAAGAGAGCGAACGAGGCAGGAGGCAACGCCGAAUUUUCGCGCAAUCUACUUAAUGAAAGCUUGAAGCUGUUUGAGCAGGUGGCACACAGCCUUCCAAUGGACUAUCUGCACUCAGCUGUCAAGCAGUACACAGAACUACAGUUCUACGCGGGCGCCAUCCAGUUAGCCCUGCGGGUGGCUCAUGAAAAAGACAAGGCGAAUGAAGCGCUGUCGUGGAUGGCAGAUGGUCGACCGGACGGCGAUGGCCGGAAGGCGAAAUUUGACCUACGGACACAAUGCUAUGACCUCAUCCACGAGGUUGUUGUUGCGGUUGAUCGUAGCACCGAACAAGGCCCGAGUUUCGUUGAUGGCAAGCCUACACUUGCUGCCACAAGGAGGAACGAAGCCUAUGAUGUGAUCAGCCGAUCCAACGACGAAGCAUUUUUGACGAAUCUGUAUGAUUGGUACAUCCAGCAAGGCUGGUACGACAGGUUGUUAGCCACAGAGUCGUCUUUCAUCGUGACUUACCUUCAACGAAAAUCGUCCGAGGACAUCACGUAUGCUGAUCUCCUGUGGAAAUAUUACGGUCAGACCAACCAGUUUUCGGAGGCUGCAAAGAUUCAACUGCAGCUCGCCAGAAGCCCUUUCCCGCUUUCUCUCGAGAAGCGGAUCGAGUAUCUUAGCAGAGCAAAGGCCAAUGCGUCGACGUAUACACCAGGGGGCAAUCGCAAAACCAAACAGGCAUUGCUUUUGGAGAUCUCAGACCUGCUUGACAUCGCCAUCAUUCAAGACGAAAUACUGCAGCGAUUGCGAGAUGAUGACCGGCUAGUAGGUGAUCGCAAGAAGGACGUGCUGGAUCGUGUGAAUGGUAUCAUCCUCGACAUUACAAGCCUGUUCAACGAUUUUGCAGACAAUGCAGGCUAUUAUGACAUUUGCCUGCUGAUCUAUCAGGCAGCAGACCACCGUGAUGCAUCUCAGAUCAAACAGACAUGGCAACAAUUGUUCCAGGUGGUUCACGACAAGACGGUGGCACAGGGUGAAAUCCAACCGUUUGAAGCGAUGGCCGAAACCGUGCGAAGUCUCGGCAGUAAGCUGCGAGUUUCCGAGACGACAUUCCCGGUCGAUACGCUGUUGUUGAUUCUUGAAAAGUAUUCGUUUGAACAACAGCGGAAUGUCGCUCCGCCUCACUGGGUGGUUGACAUUUUCCUGGAUUUGGAAAUCGCACACGAAAGACUUUUUGAAGUGUUGGAAACGGUGUUCUUUACUGGAGAUCCGCCUUUCAUGGGCACGAAUCGAAAGUACAUUGCCUCCGAUUUGGUGUAUGUUGUCGGGAAAUGGUUCCAUGACUCUAUGAGGGCAGGGACCAUCAUCUUCGGUAGUGAAGCUGGUGCCGCCCGUGUGGCUGAGACUCUGCAGGUUGUGUUGCAACAAGGAAAAUCUGCGGGUUUGGACGACGAGACUGUACAAAUCUGUCGUGCUGUAAUUGAACAGGUUGGACAACUUUUGGGAUGA
Molecule: messenger RNA, 4092 nt
Organism: Exophiala spinifera
Lineage: Eukaryota; Fungi; Ascomycota; Eurotiomycetes; Chaetothyriales; Herpotrichiellaceae
Exons: 1
Coding region: 1-4092 (1363 amino acids)
Biological process (GO): protein import into nucleus; transcription-dependent tethering of RNA polymerase II gene DNA at nuclear periphery; RNA export from nucleus
Cellular component (GO): nuclear pore inner ring; nuclear pore
Molecular function (GO): structural constituent of nuclear pore
Source: RefSeq, a predicted model, not a curated record